Helianthus annuus (common sunflower) is the source of this 1348-nucleotide messenger RNA. RefSeq names its product zinc finger protein CONSTANS-like. NCBI's taxonomy places the organism in Eukaryota, Viridiplantae, Streptophyta, Magnoliopsida, Asterales, Asteraceae. The coding region runs from base 320 to 1285 and encodes 321 amino acids. The transcript has 4 exons. The record is from RefSeq and is a predicted model, not a curated record. Gene Ontology annotation, biological process: regulation of flower development. Gene Ontology annotation, molecular function: protein binding. Gene Ontology annotation, cellular component: nucleus.
CUUUUUCUUUAUUAAAACGUGACUUUUCAAGAUUGUCGGAAAUUCACGUUUUACUUUAUCAAAGUCAUGAUAUAAAAGGACAAUUGCCCUUUUCAAGAUUGCCUUAUGUUUGAAUUUCACCAUCUCCUUUUAUCUUUUCAAUAAAAGUCAUAAGUUCAAGUUUCACCUUUUAUAGUAAAAAAAAGAUUUAUUGCUCUAGUUCCACCCUUUUUAGUGACCAAAAGUAUCAAUCAUAUUGUCACAAGUUGGUGUUUUAUCUUUAGUCAAAAACAAGAAAUUGUUUAUUGUUGUAUGUUAAUUCAAGGUUCAAUCAUACUCAAUGUCUUCUGAUUUGUUUGAAUUUGAAGAGUGUUUCUUCACUGAUCCCUUCUCUCCAUUGAGUGAUUCUUCCUCCAUUGACAUCCUCAAAGCCUUUCAAGAAAAUAACUACAACUUGAACCCUUUGACCCAUGAAAAUCUUGACCCACCAUUUGAUGAAAUUGACCAAAUUGCCCCCACCAAUACCCCCACCACCCUCCUUUCUUCCUCCCCACCAAGCCACCAACUUGAGAAUCUUUCUCUCAACCAAAUGGGCAAUUCAGUAAAUUCUCUACAUUUGUGCAAUCUUGAGGUCAAAACAGAAGAAAGACAACCACCCUUUUAUGACUAUUAUGUCAACAACAAUUCUUUCUUGCCUCAUAGCUAUGGUGGGUAUGAAAAUGCAAUGAAAAUGAUGCAAAGGAGCUUUAGUAGUAAAUUUUUGAUGGAAGACCAAAUGGUUUCUUUUUCAACCAAAUUUGAUAGCUUGAUUGAGUCCUCAAGUCUUCAUGACUUCUCUUCUAGUUCAAGCCACAUGAGAAAAGUUUGUAGUGCUGGUGAUUUACAAAGCUUGAAAAACAAUCAUCGAAGUCAAACAUUGUCGUCAAGUCCAUUAGCGACUGAAGGGUCGCUCAUGGAGGAAGGAAAUUUUAAGGUGGGUCGUUACAGCCCAGAAGAAAGGAAAGAAAGAAUCUUAAGAUACAAAGCCAAAAGGACACAAAGAAAUUUUAACAAGACAAUUAAGUAUGCAUGUCGAAAAACUCUUGCUGAUAAUCGGCCAAGAAUUCGUGGGAGAUUUGCACGUAACGAUGAGCCUGAAGAAACGACUCCUAAAGCUUUAAAUUUUCAACGGUAUGAGGAUGAAGAUGAAUUGUGGAUGGAAGGGUUGCAAGAAGAAUAUUACUAUGAAGGAAUACCAAGACAACACUUUUUCAACACCCACAUGCCCACCACCCAAUUUCAUCAAUUUAGCUAUGUUCCUAAAUAAUAUCAAAAUAACUAGCUUCCUUCAAAAUUUCAUGGAGAUAUCCUAUUAGAUCGGUUGAUCUUA